This is a messenger RNA of Closterium sp. Naga37s-1, 622 nucleotides long. Lineage: Eukaryota; Viridiplantae; Streptophyta; Zygnematophyceae; Desmidiales; Closteriaceae. The record is from the annotation of a GenBank genome assembly.
AUGGCAGAAUGCGGACGCACCCAUGGCGGCCGCGCGCUCUCCUGGACCGGCGCAGCCACCCCCCGCUCUCAUCUGCGCCUCCGCCAGCUCGCCCUCAUCCCCCUCGUGCUCCUCGCCCUCCACAGCGCGCACUGCCUGCCGCAUUCCCCACCUGCCGCGCCACUCGCUCGCCUGGCGGAAGAGACGGAGCACCACGCGCAUAUGCAGGGCCCGCAAUGGAUGGACUCCGCGCUGUUGGGGUGGCUAAGGGAACUCACGAAUAGUAGCUGGCCGCGCGCACCGGAGAAGGGUGAAGGUGCGGGUCUAUUGGAUCUCGCGGGCAGGCGGAAGGCUGGCGGCGUGCGGCGGUGGCUGAAGCGGCAGGCGGUGAAGCCGAACCUGGUGCUGGCGCAGGACGGCACGGGCGACGUCACCACGCUGCGAAGAGCGGCGGAGAUAAUCAACAACGUGCCGCCGUCGCAGGGGUGGUUCGUGGUGCACAUCCGCGCGGGCGUGUACGGCGACAAAGUCGACAUCGCGCGCCCCAUGGUCGCGCUCGUAGGCGACGGACCCACUCGCACUGUCAUUACUGGCUCGCGUAGUAACGCGGACGGGUUAACGACAUGGGACACGGCCACGUUCU